This is a messenger RNA of Chionomys nivalis (European snow vole), 2297 nucleotides long. RefSeq names its product 5-hydroxytryptamine receptor 1D (gene Htr1d). The transcript has a single exon. Gene Ontology annotation, biological process: G protein-coupled receptor signaling pathway, coupled to cyclic nucleotide second messenger; chemical synaptic transmission; regulation of behavior. Gene Ontology annotation, molecular function: neurotransmitter receptor activity; G protein-coupled serotonin receptor activity. Gene Ontology annotation, cellular component: dendrite; plasma membrane. Bases 493 to 1617 code for a protein of 374 amino acids. NCBI's taxonomy places the organism in Eukaryota, Metazoa, Chordata, Mammalia, Rodentia, Cricetidae. The record is from RefSeq and is a predicted model, not a curated record.
GUCUUCAGUUUUUAAAAGCUCUCUGAAAGUGACCUAAUAUCCAGAAUCUUCUCUAAUUAUGAAUGAGUAAAUGUUGAUGUUUUGUUAAGCAUGUCGAGGUCUUAUGCUUUGAACAGAGCUAGAAUGCCAAAGGCAAGAAUCCCAGCACUCUGCCCAUCCUCCUGUGAGACCCUGGUAAUUGUCUAACAAAUCUGUCUUGUGUUCCCUGGGCUGGAGCGUCUGCUGAGAAAAGUUCCAGAACCCCAAGAUGCCUUGGGGUUCGUCUGCUUCCAGCAGCAGCCAGCGGUGUCUUGGUGUUUUUCCUGGCCAUGUCUUGAAGCCUUUCUGCUGCGCUCCGUUCUGAUGUGUGGCCUUCACAUUCUGCUGCGCUCUGUUCUGAUGUGUGGCCUUCACAACCGUCUAGCCGAAGGAUGACCUUGCUCUUUGGGAGGUACGACCGUGAAGGAGGCAGCCGGGUAUAUACGAGUCUAUGGGAAGAGAGGAACACUGAGCAUGUCUCUGCCAAACCAGUCCAUAGAAGGCCUUCCCCAGGAGGCCUUCAACAGAUCCCUGAAUGCUACAGGGACUUGGGACCCACAGGUCAUACAGGCGCUCAGAAUCUCCCUUGUGGUGGUCCUGUCUGCCAUCACGCUGGCCACUGUCCUCUCCAAUGCCUUUGUUCUUACCACCAUCUUACUCACCAAGAAGCUCCACACCCCGGCCAAUUAUCUCAUUGGCUCCUUGGCCACCACCGACCUCUUGGUUUCUAUCUUGGUCAUGCCCAUCAGCAUAGCCUACACCACCACCCGCACCUGGAACUUCGGCCAAAUCCUGUGUGACAUCUGGGUGUCUUCUGACAUCACAUGCUGCACGGCCUCCAUCCUGCAUCUCUGUGUCAUCGCUCUGGACAGGUACUGGGCCAUCACCGACGCCCUGGAGUACAGCAAACGCCGGACAGCAGGCCAUGCAGCAGCCAUGAUCGCGGCGGUCUGGGCCAUCUCCAUCUGCAUCUCCAUACCCCCGCUCUUCUGGCGGCAGGCCACAGCGCAGGAGAUGUCUGACUGCCUGGUGAACACGUCUCAGAUCUCCUACACCAUCUACUCCACCUGCGGGGCCUUCUACAUCCCAUCUGUCCUGCUCAUCAUCCUGUAUGGCCGCAUAUACGUGGCCGCCAGGAGCCGCAUCCUGAACCCGCCCUCCCUCUACGGGAAGCGCUUCACCACGGCACAGCUCAUCACGGGCUCUGCAGGUUCUUCUCUCUGUUCGCUCAACCCCAGCCUCCACCACGAGAGCCACUCACAUACUGCCGGCUCCCCUAUCUUUUUCAACCAGGUGAAAAUCAAGCUUGCAGACAGCAUCCUGGAACGCAAGAGGAUCUCGGCGGCUCGGGAAAGGAAAGCCACUAAGACCUUGGGCAUCAUUCUGGGGGCCUUUAUCGUCUGCUGGUUGCCUUUCUUCGUGGUGUCCCUGGUCCUCCCCAUCUGCAGGGACUCCUGUUGGAUCCACCCGGCCCUCUUUGACUUCUUCACUUGGCUAGGUUAUUUAAACUCCCUCAUCAAUCCUGUCAUCUACACUGUGUUCAAUGAAGAUUUUCGACAAGCAUUUCAAAGAGUUGUCCAUUUCCGGAAGGCCCCCUAGUUGGAUGUGGGGGUGACGUUUGUUGAUCUGUUAUGUCCUGUAACCCGACUAAGGUUGCCUUUUAAAAUUAUUGUUGUUUGUCUGAGACUUGGGUUGAUGUGUGCUGUCUUGGGGUCUUGGAUUAAUCAAUAGACUUGUUCUGUAUUCAACUGCCAGCAUCUUCUAGACUUCUGAGUCAUCUAAAGCUAGGCCAUCGUGUGAAAGGGGACAGGACUGAAGAUGUCCCUUAACAUAACAUUCUCAUGAUUCUCUGGAUUGGAAGAAAUAUAAGCUACAGGACUGAGGUGAGGAACUGUCUUAUUCUCUAGCAGGCUCAGAAGGAAGGCCUUCUGGUCUACCUGGGAUUUUUAUAUGGGGCUGUGGAGAGUGGGUGAGAUUAAUGACUUGAAUUAGAGAGAAUUUGGAGUCAGAAUGGUGGGGUCACCAUCUCCUAUAGCUCCUUGAUUGGAAAAUAACACCAAAUUACUUCCACUGAGUUCUGGUUGUCCAUAAGGAAAGUGGUACCAGUGACACAGAAUGACAUGGAAAGAAAUUCAGAAGGUGGCACCAGGGGAGAGGGACCAGAUCAACCUUCCUUCUCUCUCUAUCAUGUACUGUUUGGAAGUUAAAGCCCAUCAUCAUGCCACUCAAAAAGACUGACAAGUAAUGGACCCACCAACCUUAAUGGGUCACCCCGUUCU